Verruconis gallopava is the source of this 1239-nucleotide messenger RNA. RefSeq lists its product as uncharacterized. The transcript is spliced from 2 exons. Gene Ontology annotation, molecular function: DNA-binding transcription factor activity, RNA polymerase II-specific; RNA polymerase II transcription regulatory region sequence-specific DNA binding. Gene Ontology annotation, cellular component: nucleus. The coding region runs from base 1 to 1239 and encodes 412 amino acids. The record is from RefSeq and is a predicted model, not a curated record. Lineage: Eukaryota; Fungi; Ascomycota; Dothideomycetes; Venturiales; Sympoventuriaceae. Gene Ontology annotation, biological process: negative regulation of transcription by RNA polymerase II.
AUGUUGGUCAGUCGUGUCAGCAAACUUGCGGGAAACAGAAGUCAUGUCUUCAUCCCUGAAGACAGACCGUGUCAGCAUAAGAUAUUCAUUACUUGCGAUUGUCAACGCAUUAAGCAAGAAGCAAGAUGUGGAGCGAGCAAGAGCGGGGACGGAAAUGCCUUGAAGAGUCUGAAGUGCGAUGAUGAAUGUUCACGACUUGAAAGAAACCGCAAACUUGCCCUAGCGCUCAAUAUCGACCCUGAAAAACGACAAGAUGACCACGUUCCGUACCAGACGGAAACCUUGAAUAUGUACUUAGAGAACCCAACAUGGGCUCAUCUGCAGGAAAAGGAGUUUCGGGCCUUUGCUGCUGAUCCAGAUGCUAAGCGCAUGCGCUUUAAGCCAAUGAAGCGCCAUGAGCGAGCGUUCAUGCAUGCUCUUGCUGCAGAUUUUGGCUUUGACUGCGAGAGCAUGGAUCCUGAGCCGCAUCGACAUGUUGCUCUCUUCAAGACUCCACGCUUUGUAAUGGCACCUAUGAAGACACUUGCCGAGUGCGCGAGAAUUCGUCAGAACCAACGAGCUAUGACACAGCAAGCAACAAAUGAGACAGCGAAAACCAAAGCCAAAGCGAGCAAUGUUGUAGGCGAUCCACAAAAUGCCUUCCUUGUUAGCAAUGUUCGAUUUGGCCUCACAACGGAGGAGCUCAAGUCUGCAAUCAUGCCGGUCUUGACUGCGCCUGGAACAAAUAUUGGACUAGACAUCUCGUUCCUCCCUAGCGAAGAGGUAGUUCUCAUCCCAACUCAUCACAACUUCUCCACUGAACGAGCUCUGGAGGCACAUCUUAUCACACUGAAACCCCGACUGGCGAGGUCAGUGGCUGGGCCGCCUUUUCUUGGUUGUGUGCAGCUCUGUCGUGUGGACGACAGCUUGAACAUUUUACAUCGUGAAUCAGAACCCGCUAGCUCAGGCUGGAACCAGGUUGCGAAAGCCGCAUCUGCAUCCCGACGUGCGCCUCCGCAGGUAAAUGUGCUGAAGCCAUCCAGAAAUGGAUUUGCUGUAUUUGACGCUGCCGUUAAAAAGAAGAAAAAUGCUGUCACAAAGGCGAAAAUCGAACAAAGCAUUGAGGAUGAUUGGGAGACAGCGCAGCUGCGGGAUGAGGAAUUGCAGAGACUUGCUAGUGCUCAAAAUAGCGAGAUAAACAGCGCCGAGAAUAGCGGAGAUGAAUCUAGCCAAGUGGAAAGAGCAAGCCUAACGGUCUAG